UCGAUAGUCAUCUUUCUAAAUAUUUGUAAUUGAAAAAAUAUAUUUUUUUGUUGAUAGUGCUAUGUAUUUAUUAAAAUAAUGUAUGGUUCCGCACUAUAUACGGGUCGAAAUUAUUUGCAGCAAAAGUAGGACGAUGUUUAGGUAUAUAAAACGAGAUAAAGUCAUCUAGGGACAUACACAUAUCGAUAUAAAUAAUGCGUUUUGCUGUAAUUGGAAGAACAUUAAGAUUACAAUCAAAGGCAAAUUAAAGAGUGAAGAGAGCACUUGAGUAAUACAAGAAUGGCCGUGAAGCACAUUUACCUCUUUCUCUUCUUAUACAUUGCUCUUCUAGUUUCAGAAGGGAUGGCUACUACUCCAGGCCGGACUAUGACCACAACCGCGGGAAGACCGGAUGGGAAGACUGGUCGGACGGAAUGGCUGUACGUAGCCGGAGAAUGUGCGAAAUUACCACGUUGCAACAAAUAUUGCGUCACCAAUGGGUUUCAUCUCGGUGGGUUUUGUAAGAAAUUGUCCCCUCAAGCUUCUUCUCUCUCUUGUGUCUGUAAGUAUACCUAGGUUUCAUCAAACACAUGAUCAGUUUCCUCUUUGGUGUUGGGAGAGAUAAUAAAGUGUUGUUCAGAAGUUAAGCCUUGACUUGUUGGUCCAUUCUACUUGUAAUGGUUUGAACUUGUAAGCCUUGUAUCUCUUUGUUGUUUAAUAAUUCCGACUUUAGAAAAUUAGAUCAUGCUAUAAAGAAGCAUAAUUCUUAAAGUUUGAUCUCAUAAUAAGAAUCUUUGAAUUGGUUGUACUUAAA
This is a messenger RNA of Arabidopsis lyrata subsp. lyrata, 793 nucleotides long. RefSeq names its product defensin-like protein 37. The transcript has 2 exons. The record is from RefSeq and is a predicted model, not a curated record. Lineage: Eukaryota; Viridiplantae; Streptophyta; Magnoliopsida; Brassicales; Brassicaceae. The coding region runs from base 280 to 555 and encodes 91 amino acids.